This is a messenger RNA of Gryllus bimaculatus (two-spotted cricket), 2961 nucleotides long. The record is from the annotation of a GenBank genome assembly. NCBI's taxonomy places the organism in Eukaryota, Metazoa, Arthropoda, Insecta, Orthoptera, Gryllidae.
AUGCAAAAUGACGAAGCGUCGAGAUACAGUAAUACAUGGGAUUGCAUUCAGGCCACGCACGCACGCCCUGCAGUCGCCGCCGGCACCCACGCGUGCAACGAAUUCGGUCACGCGUGCCUCAACAGCACGCACUUCCACACGUGCCUCACCAACUUCACCACGGGCAUCUCCUUCCCGCAAGGCCCGCUCCAGGUGUGCGCCCCGGGAUUGGUGUGCGACCAGAACUCGCCACUGAUCUGCGAGGACCCGCGCUUCCUGACCACGCUUCCGCCGGACCCCAACGUGGCUCCGGUCGCCAGCGCGGUGGCCGUUGAUGUCGCUCCCGUAGCGGUUGAUGCUGCUCCCGUGGCGGUUGAUGCCGCUCCCGUGGCAGCUGAUGUCGCUCCCGUAGCGGUUGAUGCUGCUCCCGUAGAAGUCAAUGCUGCUCCCGUGACGGUUGAUGCCGGUCCUGUGGCCGUUGAUGCGGCUCCCGUGACCGUUGAUGCUGCUCCCGUCCCGGUUGAUGCCGCUCCCGUGGCGGUUGAUGCCGUUCCCGUUGCAGUUGCAGUUGAUACCGCUCCCGUGGCAGUUGAUGUCACUCCCGUAGCGGUUGAUUCUUCUCCCGUAGCCGUUGAUGCCGUAGCCGUUGAUGCCGCUCUCGUUGCGGUUGAUUCUGCUCCCGUGGUGGUUGAUGCCGCCCCCGUGUCAGUUGAUUCUGCAGCGGUCGCAAGCGUUCCGCAACCCAACGCAGAAGCAGACGCAGAGGGCACCACUGUAUCUGCAGCAGCUGCUGAAUCCUCGGUGACCAGUGGAAAUGAGUUUCUGCUUGAGCCAGUCACUAACGUUCCUCAACCUGACGCAGUACCAGAAGCUGUUGAAGUCACCACUGUACCUGCAGCCGAAUCGACUGUGUCCACUGGGAUUGGACUUCUGGCAGAUACGGUCGCCAACGACCAACAACCCAAUGCUGCAGCUGAUGGAAUUAAAUCCAUCUCUGUAUCUGCAGCUACUGCUGAAUCCCCCUUGUCAAGUGGAAAUGAACCUCUACCCGAGCCUGUCACAAGCAACUCACAGUCCAUCAGUGUAGGAGACAUUAUCGAAGUCACCACUGUACUUGCGGCACCUGCAGAAUCCUCAGUGUCAAGUGGGAAUGGACCUUUGCCCGCAGAAGCAGAAGCUGCUACUGUACAACAAACAACGCUGGCCGCCGAAUUACUUCCCAAUGCGCCGAUCGAUCAAGAACCUACUGCACCUAGUGCAGCUAUUCAAGAAAACGUAUCCGUGACAACAGCGACCGAGAUCGUUCUACCACAGGAAACUGCAACUUCUCAACCAAGUGACACAAAUGCAAAACAAGUUAGCGCAAACACCGACGCAACUGAUGCAGCCCCUGUUGCAUCUGCCACGGCUAUUGAAGUCAGUGCUAAUGAAAACAUAGCAAUAAAUGACGCAAUUACAGAAGCAGCCGCAGAGAUUGACGCAACAACAGCAUCCAAUAUUGCUGGAGGAGUAGGCGUGAAUGACGAUGUUGAAGCAGUUGAUGUUGUGCCAGCAGAAAAUAGUGCUGACGCAUUACAGGCAGCCACAGAUGUCACUAUUGUCACAGCAGCACCCGAUGUUGCACAAAUUGAAUCUACAUCCUCGUCAGUAACCGACGUAUUAUCUGAUGCAGCUGUUGCACCAUCAGAUAAUACUGCUGUUCCCUUAGACGUAUAUACAUCUCCAUUGGGGACAGAUGGACAACAACCGGCAGAGCAAAUCACUCAACUCUCAGUAGGUCCAGUUACCCCAACAGAAGUUGGCGCACUCGUCGAAACCGAAACAGUGGUACCAAUUGAUCUAGCCGACCCACUUUCUGCUAACGUUGCCCAAGAACAGGGAGAAUCUACAUCGGUGGUCGAAAGCGUACAAACCACAAACGACGUAGUUGAUAUUACAACUACCGUACCAGAUUCUGCUAACGGAAGACAGGGAGAAACGUCAACAGUUGUAAUUAACACCAUACCAACAAUUGACGCCGCAACAGCAUCACCGCAAGUUGACACUGCCUCUGGCCCGGGUUCCGCACCAGGUGACGGCAGCACAUCAACUGAACCCGGCGCAAUAUCACCAAUUGACAGUGUUGCAACAUCAACAGCAGUUGAAACAGCUGGCGCUGCGGUUGCCUCUCCACAAGCUGACGCCAGUGUCACCUCAUUACCAGCAGGGGCUGAUGUCACAUCCUCACCAGCUGAGACCGGUGUCACUUCGUCAUCAGCUGCCGCUGGGGUCAUCUAUUCAACGGCAGGCGACUCAUCUGUAUCUGCCCCAGCUAGCACUGAUGAAGUUUCAGCACCUGCAGACACUACCGCGGUAUCAGCGCCGGCUGACUCAGCUGUUGUCUUGACACCCACUUCAGCCACUGUCACUUCUUCACCUGCUUACGCCGGCGACGCCCUUUCUCCAGUUGAGGCAAAAGUAACCACUUCACCAGUGGACGCUGGUAUCACCACCGCUCAAGCUGGCGACACACUAGCUUCAGCACCUGCUGCUUCUGCAGUUGCCCCUGCACCAGCUGAAGCCGCUGCUGCCUCUGCACCCGCUGACGCUGCUGCCACCGCACCAGCGGAAGCGGCUAUAGCUGCUUCACCCACCGACACCGUUCUAACUUCUUCACCAGCUCAAAUCGCUGCUGCUCCUGCACCAGCGGACAUCGCUGCCGCCGCUCCCGCGAACGCUGCUGUGGCUUCUUUACCAGCUGAAGCCGCCGCUGGCCCUGCACCUCUUGACGCAGCUGCCUCCGCACCUGCGGACGUCGAUGUAGCUUCUUCACCAGCUGAAGCCACUGCUGGCUCUGCACCCGCUGACGCUGCUGCUUCUACGCUUAUUGACAUAGCUGCUGCUGCUCGCUGCAACCCCACUGACACCGCUGCUGCUCUGAACCCACCUGACACUCGCUGCCACGCACUGCGGACGCCGCCUGCCAGCUUCUUCACCUGCUGA